Molecule: messenger RNA, 1439 nt
Organism: Aspergillus saccharolyticus JOP 1030-1
Lineage: Eukaryota; Fungi; Ascomycota; Eurotiomycetes; Eurotiales; Aspergillaceae
Product: NmrA-like family protein
Exons: 3
Coding region: 1-1026 (341 amino acids)
Source: RefSeq, a predicted model, not a curated record
AUGUCCACCAAGACCAUCUGUAUCGUCGGCAUCACCGGCAACCAAGGCAGCUCCGUCGCCCGCCGCUUCCUGCAGGACCCAAACUUCCAGGUCCGCGGCCUCACCCGCAACCCCAACACCCCCGCCGCUCAGAGCCUGGUCACCCAAGGCGUCCAACUCAUCACCGCCGAUCUCAACGACCCAAACACAAUAAUUCCCGCCUUUCAAGGCGCCAACAUCAUCUUUAGCGUCACCAACUACUGGGAACCAUUUUUCCGCCCCGAGGACCGCCAGCGGGCCCUCACCGCCGGCAUCUCAUGUCGCGAACAUGCGUACCGGGUCGAGCUGCAGCAGGGGAAGAACAUUGCGGAUGCGGCGGCGCAAACCGUCGACUCGCUCGAUGAGAAUGGGUUGAUUGUCUCCACGCUGAGCCACGCGAAGCAGUGCAGCAGGGGACGGUUCCAGGAGUUGUAUCAUUUCGACGCCAAGGCCGAGGUGUUUCCGGGGUAUGUGCGGGAAAUGCACCCCCGGUUGGCGGAGAAGAUGUCGUGCGUGCAGACGGGGUAUUUCAAUUCCAGCUAUCGCCUGGUUCCAGAGGCGUAUUUCCGGAAGUGCCACACGGAGAGCGGGGCGGAGAUGUUCGAAAUGACUUUCACCACGUCUCCCGACGCAGUGAUACCUCAUCUGGCGGUGCAGAGCGAUUUGGGGGGCUUUGUAUAUGCCGUCUCGAAAAUGCCCCCCGGAAGGAGCUAUAUGGCGUGUGGUACGAAGUCUAGCUGGACGGAGUAUAUGAGGAUUUGGGGGGAGACGAACGCGGUCGCUGCCCGGUAUCGACAGAUCCCGCUCCACGAGUUUAUUGACCAGGUGUCGGAUCCGGAAUUCGGGCGUGAGGUGGGAGAUAUGUUCUCCUACUCUAGCGAUCCGGGGUAUGACGGCGGGGAUCACACUCUGUUGACGGCAGAGGAUAUGCGAAGGGCUGGGAUCGAGUGUCCGAUGACGAGUCUCGAGGAAUGGAUCCGGAAGGAAGAUUGGUCUAGUGUUCUAUGAUGAAUGUGUAUAGGGGCUCUGGCUCAGGUAUGCGAAGGUUUUGUAACAGUGUGUGGCCAGGUGAGCUGGAAAAGAGGCCGUGGGAGGAGAAUUUGACGAUGACUUUGUCGUCGAAGAAGGGGACUGGGGUUCGCGUAGGGAGGAGUCGCGGGCCGUACUGUGGACUUGCUUGCCUUCUCUACUUUUGUGCGAAGAUGUUAUCUCGUCUGUGGAGUCUCUUGCCUAGAGUGACAUCAGGGAGACGCUUGCGUUGAAUCCAUCCGAACAAAUCAAUGGACCUGGCAAGCAUAUGCCACUACUCACUGAGCAUCUCGCUGAGCAUCUCUGAAGAAUCUCGCGGAUAUGUACAGCUAUCAGCUAUAGACCGGGAUGUACUCGUACAGAUACUGGACUGAGCACCCGCGCCAUCCCAC